Messenger RNA from Papaver somniferum (opium poppy), 2500 nucleotides. RefSeq names its product leucine-rich repeat receptor-like protein kinase PXC1. The coding region runs from base 271 to 2241 and encodes 656 amino acids. The record is from RefSeq and is a predicted model, not a curated record. The transcript is spliced from 2 exons. Gene Ontology annotation, molecular function: protein binding; protein kinase activity; ATP binding. Lineage: Eukaryota; Viridiplantae; Streptophyta; Magnoliopsida; Ranunculales; Papaveraceae. Gene Ontology annotation, biological process: protein phosphorylation.
UGUGUUGUUCUGCUUUACUCAUUUCAGUAAGUUAAGUGGAAAAACAAUAAUCACCUCCAACAAUAUCUUUGCCCCACUUCUCACUAUACCUACUUAAGUAGAUAGAGAGUAAGAAAUUUACAAAAUAUUGAAUUCAAAUAUCAAAAGCAUUCACCUUUGAAGCCUUGGAACUUCAAUAUAUUCUCUUCUCUUUAGACUUAUCUUUUCUUUACUCUGCUAAUAUACUAGUACUGCUAGUAGAAGUAAGGGCAGGAGUGGUUCUAGCAAGCUAUGGCUUCCAGUAGAAUCAGAGCUAUCACUUUCUUUCUCUUGUUUUCACUUUCUGCAGCUCAAUUCAACAAUGACACCGACACAUUAAUUCGGUUUCGCUCUCAGACGGAUACUCAUGCCAACCUCCUCGCAAAUUGGAGCUCUGGAGAUGCUUGUACAUCUGCAUGGAAUGGCGUCAAGUGCAUAAACGGCCGAGUAGCAUUUCUCGUUCUUCCUUCUUUAGAUUUACGAGGUUCGAUUGAUUCAUUAGCCAAACUAGACCAGCUUCGAGUGUUAGACCUCCAUAACAACCGUCUCUACGGUUCUGUUCUUCCCAUUACAAACUGUUCUAAUCUCAAGCACCUUUACCUUUCUAGAAAUGAUUUCUCAGGAGAUAUACCUAGAGAAAUUGGAUCUCUGAAUCGUCUUCUCAGGCUUGACAUCUCAGAUAACAAUCUCAAAGGUCCUAUCCCUGAUGGGUUCUCCAAACUGACCCAUCUCAUUACUGUCCGCCUUCAAAAUAAUAUUCUCUCAGGGCCAGUUCUUGAUCUCUUUUCAGCAUUACCCCAGCUUAAAGAGUUAAACCUGUCAAACAAUCAGCUGUACGGACAGGUGCCGGAGGAUUUACAGAAGAAAUUCGGAGUGCGGAGCUUUGAUGGAAAUGCAGGUCUUUGUGGAUCCACCCCACUUCCUGUUUGCUCGUCUAUGAGUCCUCCAGUACCUGAUCAGUCUGUGGUUCCUUCAAAUCCUAGCUCCUUACCUACAAAGAACGAUGACAGAGAAAAAGGAGAGUCUCGUGGAGGCAUGAGUACUGCUGCAAUUGUUGGGAUUGUUGUGGGAAAUGCUGUUGUCUUACUGAUAAUCACAUCUUGCGUCGCUGCUUAUUUCUGUAGGAGAUACACCAGAGAAAUGAGGGAAAAGAGGAGGGAGAGCAAUUGUUCUAGUGAGAAGAAGGUUUAUGCAGGUGCUAAUGGAAAUGGAGAGAGCGACCCAGAUAGAAGUAAGCUUGUAUUUUUUGACAGGAGAAAGCAAUUCGAGCUGGAGGACCUGCUCCGGGCCUCUGCUGAGAUGUUGGGGAAGGGAGGCCUAGGGACAGUUUAUAAAGCUGAGCUCGAGAAUGGGUCGAUCAUAGCAGUGAAGAGACUUAAAGAUGCCAACCCUUGUUCACGGAAGGAAUUCGAGCAGUACAUGGAUAUGAUUGGAAAGCUUAGGCAUCCCAACAUUGUCCGACUUAGAGCCUAUUACUUCGCCAAGGAAGAAAAGCUUCUGGUGUUCGACUACCUUCCUAAUGGAAGCUUAUUUUCACUUCUCCAUGGAAAUCGAGGGCCAGGGAGAAUACCUUUGGACUGGACAACAAGAAUCAGCAUAGUGCUGGGAGCAGCGCGCGGACUGGCUAAGAUCCAUCAAGAGUUCAAUGCACUGAAGAUACCUCAUGGGAAUGUCAGAUCAUCAAAUGUGCUUCUCGACAAGAAUGGUGUAGCUUGUGUGUCUGAUUUUGGGUUGGCUUUGCUUCUCAACCCAGUUCAUGCCACUGCAAGAUUGGGUGGAUAUAGAGCACCUGAGCAAGCAAAAUUCAAGAAGCUAUCUCCUCAGGCUGACGUUUACUCCUUCGGAGUUUUAAUAUUGGAAGUAGUUACAGGGAGGGCUCCAUUGCAAUAUCCUUCUUCAGCUCGUAACACAGAGAGACAAGACGUGGAUGUAGAUCUUCCAAGAUGGGUUCGGUCGGUGGUCAAGGAAGAGUGGACCGCUGAGGUUUUUGAUCCGGAGCUGCUGAGGUACAAAAACAUCGAGGAGGAGCUAGUGGCAAUGCUACAUGUGGGAUUAGCUUGUGUCCUAGAGCAAGUAGACAACAGGCCCAAAAUGUCUGAGCUUGUGAAGAUGAUUGAGGACAUUCGGGUGGAGAAAUCACCCCUGGGGGAAGAUGAUGAAUCUCGCCCUUCAGUCUCACCUUCACUCGCCACUACUGCCACCACUGCAACUGAAGACGCUUAACUACCUAUUUAUUGAUCCGUUACUUCCAACUUGCCCUCUAUUUCUCUUUGGAUCUGUUUAUUCAGCAAUUGGCAUCAUCUUCUUCAUUUGAGCCUUCUAGUUGCCAACUGCUUGUUGACACAACAACCAAAAACCUGUUAGCUAUGUACUAGGUUUAUUUAAGAUAAUGUUUGAUACCUGUACUGUUUCCAGAAGCAGAAAAAAAGUGUGUAUAUUCUAAUUAACCAAUAAACGGAGUAUUUGUCUCCAAUCUUCCUGG